Molecule: messenger RNA, 3041 nt
Organism: Paramisgurnus dabryanus
Lineage: Eukaryota; Metazoa; Chordata; Actinopteri; Cypriniformes; Cobitidae
Gene: dgcr6
Product: DiGeorge syndrome critical region gene 6
Source: RefSeq, a predicted model, not a curated record
CCGGAGGACCCCAGACGCUGGCGCCGCUGCUGCGCACGCGCAAAACCUCUGCACAUUUCAAAACAAUCACUUUACAGUAUUUCUCUGUACGUUGUAAACAUUUUAAAUAGCAAACAUACACUUUUUAUAUAUGAUAUACAUUCUGAAACACCUCAGGCAACUUCCUUAAUCUGUUUGGAGGUGAGAAAUAACGCAGAAAAUAAAUGCUGAAUGGGGGAUGGACACAUACAGUUUAAGUGAUGAUCUGCAGUCUGAUGCUGCUAGACAACAGGAGAGACAUUAUUACCUACUGUCAGAACUACAGACACUUGUGAAAGAUCUGCCCAGCUCAUUUCAGCAGCGUCUGUCGUAUACGACGCUCAGCGAUCUUGCUCAGGCUCUCAUUGACGGGACGGUGUAUGAAAUAGUUCAAGGAUUGCUGGACAUUCAACAUCUGACAGAGAAAAACCUCUACAACCAGAGACAGAAACUACACAGUGAACACAGAGCACUUAAGCAGGAUUUGGUUCGAAAACACAGACAAGCGCUGCAGACGUGCAAGUCUCACAAUGUGGCCGUUCUGAAAACAAACCAGCGAUCUGAAACCGAGGCUCUGGAGCAGCGUGUAAGAGAUGAACAGAGGAUGAUGGAUGAGAAGAUUGUAGCUGAAAUGGAUCAGAAGGUUCUUGACCAGCAGAACACGCUGGAGAAAGCUGGUGUACCUGGAUUUUACAUCACUACUAACCCACAGGAGUUGAUGAUGCAGAUGAAUCUUCUGGAAUUAAUACUAAAGCUUCAACAGAAAGAGAUGGUUUCAGAAACACUGCCCUGAGAUCAGCUUAAGUGAUUUAUGAUCUCUGAUGCUGCUGUGUACAUAAACACAUAUUAACCCUUUCAAACUAAAACUACCUGUGUAAAAAUAUCUGAAAAUGAGCAACUGGUUGUUCAGCAAGAUGCAGUUUUCUUUUGAAUGUUAUUCAAGUUUAAAUGGCUGUAGGACAAGAUGUACAAGAGUAUAAACAGAUGUGCCUGCCUAAACUUUUUUUGAUUAUAAAUAUUCUUUUAUACAUUUGUACAAAAAAACUUAAACUGCAAAUAUUCACUUAGUUAGGAUUUUUGUUAAAUUAUUUUUUGAAUAAUAAUUAAAAUGAUAAUUCUUCAUUUGUAGAUGUGUUUUUUAAUAUGUGUUUUUUAAUUUUCUGAGAUUGAUUUUGAAUUGAACAUUAUUACUCCGCAUUACUUUGUUUACUCUUUAUGGAAAAUGUAGAGUGUCAGGAAAAUUUUAUAACCUCUGAUCUUGGAGAACUCUAUAGAAUGAAUGGCUUCUGUGAUAAAGGUCUUUAUACAACAGGAUGUUGAAUGCUUUAUUCUCAUUGGUUGAGACUUUGAGAAAUGUUUCAUGGUUAUGCAUUAUUUUUUGAUAAAUGCACACCUGACCUGUAAGUAGUCUGUGAAUGUAUGUGAGCAAUGUCUGUGGUAACUGUGGUAUAAGCGAAGAAAUGGACUCUGGCCCUUUGAAUUAUUUGAAUAUAAUUUUGCAAUCGUGUCGUGUUGCAUUACCACCUUGGGUGUGCAUUAUUUUCGAAUAAUUCAAUGGCCUGUUUUUUUUCUUAGAUUGUUAAAUUUGUAAAUAUUUUUGAUUAUUUCUAGAAAAGAUGUUAAAUGCUCAUCGGUUAGUUUGGAUAAAAUUGUACAUGAAUAAGAUAACGAAAGAGAAAUCAGUAACAUUUUCUAGAAAUCUAUAACAUGAAGAUCUUAAGAUGUUGGGUUCUUCAGGAUUAUAAUCAGGGCUUUGUAAUGGAUAAUAGUGAGUUGUUUGUGUAUUUGUGCCAGCAGGACACACUGUCAGGUAGCAAACCUUAUUUUAUUCCAGUUGUUAAUAAGUGACCCGAGCUGAUUAUUUUAGUAGACAUUCGCUCGAGCAGUCUAUUAAAAGCACAUUACUCCUCCUGGUGCUCUGUGUUAAAACAUUUGUUUUAUAUGCAGGGUUUACUUUUGGCUUUUUAUGGGUUAGUGGUCACUUAAUAUAAAUCUUUUCUCUCUGUUUAGAGAAAAGUCUUUGUUGAAUCUCUUAAAUGUCCUUGUGUGAUAUUACAAAACAAUAGAUCUUCUUAAGUAUCUCUUAAAAGCUAAAAGAUUCAUUUGAGGGAAACACUUUAAAACCAUUUGCAUCCCAAUUCGCUUACUAUCAGUACUAAAUAGUAGUCUAAAAUUAGUAUGUCCUAUCUCUUUAAAUGCACUCAAUACUUUCCCAUAACAAAAACAGUGUUUACUAUAGGGCUUUGGGAUGCGGGCAGUGAUUUAUUCAAAUUGAUUAAUUCAAUAGAUUUCCCAGAAUUCCUCACACGCAGUAGUGUUUGUGGAGUAUUUUUUUUUAUCGUGUAAAAUGAUCAUGAUAAUGUUAAACACAGUGUUUUUGUUUAAAUAAUAAUUUUGUAUUUGCUGUAUUUAAAGUCUACGUGUUCAGAAUUAUUAGCAUAAUAAAAUUUAGUGUAAUUGUAAAUCAUAUAAAUUACUGACUGAUACAAAUGAAAAAACAAGUUAUAUAACAACCUGACUCACUCAGCUAUAAAUGGAGCCAUUCCAUCGAAUCGAUGCCAUUUCUGUUCCCAGGACAUUAUUUGUAUAAAAAUGCAAGAAAACUUACUCUUAAAUACACUUUAUUAUUAUGCAAAGUGUCCAGCAUGUUAAUCACCUAACAUGCUAACACCAAAUUUGUUAAUAAAAAACUACACAGAACACUGAAAAACAGCAUUUUUCUAUCCGUCCCUGCUCUCUUUCUCUACUUUACCUUUAAAUAUAAAGCAUAAAAGCAUCUUUAUUUUUUUGCAUUUUUGUGUGUGUCCAUAUCCAAUCUUUGCUGUGAAUAUUUGUUAUCAUUGAAAAAGUCACAAUAUUUAAGAAAAAAGGCACAUUCCCAAUAUUUCACUCAGUUCUGUUACCCAACACGUUCCAUCCUCUGAAAAUCUAGGAAUAUUCCAAAAGUCAAAUUUUCAAGAGGAAGUGACAUCAUGUGAAGAUCAAAAGUUUAUUUUCUGUAUAUUUGUUGAUAUUGAUGCUAU